Molecule: messenger RNA, 7750 nt
Organism: Parus major (Great Tit)
Lineage: Eukaryota; Metazoa; Chordata; Aves; Passeriformes; Paridae
Gene: LRATD1
Product: LRAT domain containing 1
Exons: 2
Coding region: 157-1011 (284 amino acids)
Source: RefSeq, a predicted model, not a curated record
GCGCGGGCGGAGCAGCCGGGUAGCGGUGGAGUGCACGGGUCGCGCUUCCUCUGCGGCGCCCAUGGGGACAGGACGACUUUAAAGGAGUUUGGGGGGGUUCUGGCGCUGGGCGACCACGGAUCCGGCGAUUCCUGCCCUCGCCUCGCCCUGUCAUUGAUGGGAAAUCAACUGGAUCGCAUCACCCACCUGAAUUAUAGCGAGCUGCCGACCGGGGACCCCUCGGGGAUCGAGAAGGACGAGCUGCGCGUCGGGGUGGCUUACUUCUUUUCGGAUGAAGAGGAGGACCUGGACGAGCGAGGCCAGCCAGACAAGUACGGCGUGAAGGGCUCGGGCAGCCCUGGGCAGGAGACGCCCACCCACCACCUCCACCACCAGCUGGUGCUGAACGAGACCCAGUUCUCCGCUUUCCGCGGCCAGGAAUGCAUCUUCUCCAAGGUCAGCAGCGGCCCCCAGGCUGGGGACCUCAGCGUCUACUCGGUGUCAGCCCUGCCCGCCCUCUGCAAGCCGGGGGACCUGCUGGAGCUGCUCUACCUGGGGCCGUCGGAGCACCCGCCGCCGCACUGGGCCGUGUACGUGGGUGGCGGGCAGAUCAUCCACCUGCACCAGGGGCAGAUCCGCCAGGACAGCUUGUACGAGGCGGCCGCGGGCAACGUGGGCCGGGUGGUGAAUAGCUGGUACCGCUUCCGCCCGCUGGUGGCGGAGCUGGUGGUGCAGAACGCCUGCGGGCACCUGGGCUUAAAAAGCGACGAGAUCUGCUGGACUAACUCCGAGAGCUUCGCCGCCUGGUGCCGCUUCGGGAAACGGGAGUUCAAAGCCGGGGGGGAGCUGCAGGCGGCUGCUGGCACCCAGCACCAGCAGCAGUACUAUCUCAAGAUCCACUUGGCAGAGAACAAGGUGCAUACGGUGAGGUUCCACAGCCUGGAGGAUCUAAUACGCGAGAAGCGCAGGAUCGAUGCCAGUGGCAAACUGAGGGUGAUCAAAGACCUGGCUAUAGUGGAUGGGAAAGAAUAGGGAGGAGCAGGAGUACGUGGCUAUCUUCCUUCUGCCCUGCUCGGGGAGACCAGCCUGCCGUAGAGUCAGGAGGCUGCACCCUCCUUCCGUGGGACGCAACUGGAAGCAGGAUCCAUGGCAACAUUCCAAAAAAAACCAGCAUUCUUUACACCCAUAGCCAGUAUUUUGUUUGGCUUUUAAUAGCAUUAAUGCUGAAAGAGAGAGGAAGAAAAGAGGGGGGAGGUGCAGGAAGGCUGUUCUCGGAGUAUGUGGACAAAGUCUCUCCUGUCAAUUGAUGUUGACCAUUCUAGCAACAUGCCAAUAAAAUUUCAAAUUGAAAUUUCUUUUUAAAUUUUUAUUUCAUGGCUUUAAUCCAUGAUAAGUUUUAAGUAUCUGGGACCAUGGAUGUGGAUGUAGCUAAAUGAGAGUCUAGCUAAUAUUUGCCUGGCCAACCAAAAGCAUCAGUCAUACUUUGCUAACUGGGAGAGAAAGGGGGUGUUGGGGUAGAGGGUAAUUCCCUAUUUUUGUUUCUCCACACUGCUGUUUCAGCCUGUAGCUGCAACCAAAAUUUUCUCCCAACCAACUCUGGCGAGCUGUUUACUAGGAAAAAAUACUUUCAUUUCUGGUUUAAAUCUGUCACAUUUAAAAUAUUUGCCUUUGCUUUCUGCUAAAUGUCAUCAUAAUGCAUAAGCUCUUUCCACCUCUUCCCUCCUCCCACCUUCCUUGCCUUUUUUUUCCUUUUUUUUUUCUUUUUUUUUUAAAAAAAAAAAAGUUGGCAAGCAGCUGUUUUCCUAAAACUAAAUUCAGUGGUUAAAAGGAAGUGGUGUAUUUUGAGGAGCAGUAUUCUCAGAGAUCAUAUCAGAGCCACUAGGAUUUCAUGCUUGAGCUGUGGAAUUUGUGCCACUGCUUUGAUAUCUCAUCAUACACAGGUCAACAGAAUCCUGCAAGAAACACUUUUGAAUUCUGCAUGUUACCUCUUUGGAACAGCAAUUUAUUGCAUAUUUACAAUUCCAGUUAAAGAAAUAGAUGUAAUGUGGCCAAGGUCAUCUUGCAUUUCAAAUUCCCAGCAACAAAAAAUUCUGUUCAGUGUAAGUUUAGAAAUCCACAGCAGCAUUUAAAAGAUGCCUUUUAAUGUGAUGUGAGCAAUGCCUUGUCUGUAUUUCAGAUCCUGUUCACUCAUUGCUUAAUUCUAAAUUUUGAAGUGAAAGACCAGAGAAUUAAAUAUAUUUUUAAAAAAUCUAAAGUAUACUGGGGCAUUUCUUUUUAUUAUUCUGAGCUGCAUACAACUUGUAAUUUUGUCUUUGCAUGUUUCAGUGCUGGAAAGAAAAUGCACUUGUUUUUGUUCUCUUCCCACAUCAAUGUCAGCUAACAGAAGUAAUAGCCCUCUUUUGUAUAUAUAUAUAUGAUACACUCCACCGCCUGUCAAUGUACUGUGUCCCAACUCUUUUUUUUAAUUAAACAAUGUCAUAAGCAACCUUGUUGCAACAGUAAUUCCAUUUCUUCAAAGCUUUUGCCUGCUGUAGCUGAAGCUGCAAGGGUGGAGUGUACUUCAUUAUAAUUAAAGUGUUAGCAUAAAUAUCUUUAAGAAAAAACAAACAAAAACCUGAACCCCCAAAACUACUCUUCUCAGUGAAGGUCAUAUAAUUGGAUUUGUUCUUGCUAAUAUAUGUGGCAAAAUUAUGUGGCGAUAAGCAGGUAAUUUAUCACUUUCCCUAAAGUACCUUAUUUAGUACAAUAUAGGGUAAAAAUGUGAAUUGUAAUUAGUGUCAAAUUGCUGUUGAAAUAGCCUCAAACUACAGCAUACUUUUUAAUAAAUCUGUAAUUUUUUAGCUUUAUAUAGGCAGUAGUGGUUGUCUGAUGAUGUUAACUUUUCCCAUAACAGGAACAGAAUCUUCUACCUAGUGUUUGUGUAUCUUACUGUUGCACAUUAGAUUGCCUAAAUUGUCUGUUAGAACUGAUUUCCCUGUACCACUUGGUGGGAGCACUGUGGGAUUGCAGAAAGACUUUGGCUUUACACCAAGGCACUUGCAAAACAUCAGAAACUGAUAUGAGACGGAAAGGUGGGCAAAAGCAAUUUAUUUGAUUUUUUUGUUUUUUCCUUAUCAGAAAUAUGCAUUGGAGACCUGAGGUUGCAAGAGGCAGGGAGAAUUAAAUGAAGAGGGAAUAAGUACCAGAAUCUUUAUAAAUGAAGGCAAGAAGAAUAGAGUCAUAGUGUUAUUUUUGAUUUCCGGAAUGGUUUUUAUUCAAAUUGCUGUUAGAUUAGACAGAUGUUCCUUGGAAGAAAAUAAUUUUAGGUUGUCACUAGUGAGAAUUUAAAAUAUACUAAAUUUAAACUUUUCACUGUGCUAAAAACCCCAUUUUAACUUUGGAUUUUUUGCAAUGAUUUACUAACCUGGUUCAUAAGCAUGACUAUAUUCCUUGUCUUACCCAGCUAGAUGUAGAAUGGUAUUUUGUAGUAUAUAAAAGAAAUUAUAGGAGCUACUGUAUGCUUAUUUAUUCAAGCUCUGUCAGAGACCUCUGUCAUCACUCUGAAUUUGUACAAAUAAAGGUACAAUGCUGUACCUUUAGAAGGCCUUAGUCCUUUUCAUAAGGACUGGAGAAAAUAUAUUGGGAAUAUAUUUUCUAAUACCAGAUGGUAACAGCUGGUAUUAACCUAGGAUAUAGUAUUGUCACGACUGUGUUCAAGUAGCAUUCUGAAAUUAGCAACAAGGGUGCCCAUACAGUUUCUUUUGUUAUUUUUCUUUAGCUAGAUUUCAGUCCAGAGCUAUUGGCAGCAAUCUGGUCUUGAUUCAUAGCCCAUUGCAGUUAAUGGCUCUUGCUGACCAAUGAACUUUGGAUCAGAUGGUUAGGAGGUGGUUAAAAUUUGUGGAGCUUGAGGAAGAGUGAAAUUUAAGAUGACACUUCAGAGACCAGAAGGGCCACCUUUCUGAGGUGGGAGACCAUGGACACAGGCAACACUGAAAAAAUAAGGGAAGGAAACAGACAAGUUCUGAAACAAGCAGUGUUAACCUGAGAUCUCUUAGGGAAUCUCUUAAAAAGACUGAAUGUAACGUGGAUAUAAAAAGUUGUUCGGUGCCUUGAAACAAGAAUUGGAAGACAGGGAGCAGUCAGCUGCAACAAAGGCAAUGAUGCGAAUGACCAACAGGUAAAAAAUGUAAUUGAUUGUAUUCAUCAUUCAGGAUCAGUGGGCCUGGCAGAGUUAACAUUUCCAUUUCCAGCACUAAAGAUAUUGACAAAUUGUAUUAUAUCCGUGGAAUCUGUUUGCAUUCUUUGGCCUAGCUACCUAGGGUAAAUAUUUACAUCUCAUUCAUUGCUCUUGAAGUACUGACAUGUAGUAUGACAGCAAUGUCAAGAUACUUUGCAGUCUUCCGUGUCAUGUUUCAAGCUUUCUGUUAGCUAUUUGGGUAACAGUUCUAUAGAAUUUCUUUUGCUUAGAUGUGAUUCUCUUUUCAAAAUGCAAUCUUUUGAAUUGCUUUGAGACUAAACAUUUUAUUCAAAUUUCAAUUCAUGUCCUCUAGAAACAUAGAGAGCCUUUGUGAAAUGUUUUCCUGUCAUGGCCAGAAUGUUUAGUGCUUAUUGGCUGUGCAUAUUGGGAGAGGACUCUAAAGAUGGCUAGCAAAAUAGGUUUUGCUACUGUCAGAUUUUGUCUCCAUCCUCAUCUUAUGUCUCUAGAGGACUUUGUUUUAAUAUUUUUGGAUUCUUUUUCUCCUUUCAAGUGGAAGGUUGUAUAAAAUGAAAAUAAAAAAACCAACCUAAACCAAAACCCUCAUAGCAUGCUUUUUAUGGCAGUAUGCUAUUGAUCCGUAUAGUGGGUUUCAGGUUAAAAGUAGGGUUCAGCAAGACAUGGCCUUUGGGGUGUGACAAGAAGUGGCCCUUGGUCUGUGCUAGAAUGUGCACAUUCUUAAUUAUCUUGCCUCAUCUUGUUUAAGUGUCUUUCAUAUUCAGGUAAGUAAUGUACAAAACUGCCAGAGUUUAUAGACCUGUUUAUGCGAUGUAUUGAGCAUCUGUAACUCCAGCUGUGUCUGCUGGAGUUGAGGGAACACUGUCUCAGCACAGAGCAUCUUGUGGGAUCAGGUGCCUCAGCCUGCCAAGCUCCCUACCCUCUGUCUGCAGCUACAGAGGAAGUAGUGGUCUGGAGAAGUUACUGCUAAUUUUGAGAUUUAGUUAUUUUCUGUGAAAAAUUUCUACUAGAGUAGUGUAUGGGCAGUAUCCUGGCCAUAAUUAUACUUGGAUGUGACUAAAACAUUCUGUGUGCUGCUGCUUAUGGGGUGAAAACACUCUGCUUCCCACUCUAUGACCCAGGAGAAGGAUAGAAGUCCCAGUGCCAAAGAAGUAAUCCAGAAAUACUUAGGAGCUAUGAUUGGGCUACCAUGCUAAGGGAGUUUCACUGCAAAAUUAAGGUCUAAAGGAUAAUGUUACAUGACUAGAGUGUGAUCAAGUACAGCUGUUAGAGUGUCACUGUUUCUGUGGCAAGUGUGGAAUUUAUUUGCUUACUUUAUUACAAAAUACUUAACUUUUCUUUCCUGUGAGUUCAAAUUUGAUACGUGAAGCUGCUCUAUGUGCUCUACGUUCAUGGAUCUUCUGACGCAAUAUUAGUUUGAUCUGUCAGAGUUUUUUACAAGUUUAUUGUCAAGAAAAUUAAUGGAUACUGACUGGGAACAGAUGCUUUACUGAACUGCUAGUAAAUCAAAGAGGGUAGUGUAGAUGUUAGAUUGAAAAAAGGGAAUGAACUAAGAAUGUUCUGUUACUGGGCAUAUCUACAGAUUUGUUCCAGAUUAUAUAAUCUAUACAGAUAUAAAGUGCCAGUGCUGUAUUUUUCUAAUGUGGUUGUGGCAUUCUACAUUCUCUCAUUUGCAAAAUACUAUUAUCUGUCUAAAUAAUCCAAAUCCCCAGUGAAGUUCUAUUUUUUUAUAUUGAAAUUCCAUUGAAGUUAACAGUUACUUUAUUUAUACUUGCCUUUGAGAAAUAAGAUGGAUUUUUUUUAAAGGAUUAUAAUUGAGCAGCUAGUAAUAUGCACUUUAAUUUCUUAAUUUUAAAUAUUUUGUAUCAAGCACAAAUGUAUUUAAGUUGAUAUGUCCAGAGGAAUGAUAGAACUUCCAUUAGCAGAGUCUAUUCAGAUUGUUUUAUUUUUUUUUUUCAUGUUUUAAUUAUGGACCAUUGGGGCAUUUUGAUUCUGCGGAUGAUGCAUGUAUGUAAAACUGUUUGCAGGAUCAGGAUUCUUAAAAUAAAAGAUCUCUCCCCUUCAUGUGGCAUUAACUUUGGGCUAAAAUCAAGGAGUAGGAUUUAGCCAGGAUCAAGGCCUCAGCAACAAUCUCCUAUGGAAUUUAGUGGAAGGCUCGUGUGUGAUGUCUACCAUAAGGGCCUUAAUUACAUUUUCUUACUUGUACAUACAGUAAUCAUCUAUGCAAAUGGCAUUUUCCUAGGUAAAGUGGGUUAAUGCUUUUCAAACAUCCCUUGGACUUCGUCUUCUGUGUCUAUGUGGGUAUAUUUGUUGGGCGCAAAUAAAAAAAUUGGGGUUUAGUGCUGUAGACCCAAUAUCUCCAGCUAUUUUGACAGGAACUCAGGUGGAAUUUGGAACCAGUGUGGCUACAGAAGGAAAGGGUGGAAGAAUUUUCAGUUAAACUUCAAGCUGUUCAAGGAGGAUAUUCAGAGCUAAGCUUGAGAUUCCAUUCUUUCUCUUCUCCAAGGUGGAAGAGGGUUAGUAACUGUGCACCCCUCACACAUAAAACCAUUACACUGGAGAUCCAUGCUACUGCCUAGGCAAAAUAGGGUAAAAUAUGCAGUGUCUCAUCAGCCUUAAGAUGCAAACAAUUUUUCACAAUUUAAACACUACUUGGAUACAGUGUGGCUGUGGCAUUGGCAAUCAAUUUUGAAAAGUCGCAUUUUUAAGCUGAUAAACUAAACAGCAUAAUGUUUAUAAAUGGGAAACCUCAGUAAGCCUUCUUGUUAAUCUAUACAGCAGAUUUUGUUCCCAGUUUGUGUAAAUAAAAGAGUAACCCUGAUUCAAGAAAAUUAUCAUGGGGUAGAAUUUGGAAAUAAAUGAAACAAUCCAACUCCAAAUUUAGUUCUGAUGUUACACCAUCACUACUGCAGGUGAAUAAAUCGCAGAUACCUAACAGUGUGAAUAAAUACAAACUUCUGUAUUGUGACACUUCUUCACAGCAGAUUAUUUUAUGCCACAGAAAGAAUAUUCCGUGUAUGUUAUUCAAUAUGAGUAAACAUACGGCAAUCUGGUCUUAAAACAGAUCUUUUCUUCCAUAUGUUCCUAUUGUUUCCAUAUGCCCUUUCAGUCAGCUGAAAGCAAUACAAAAACUAAGCCUGAAAAAUAUACUAAUUGAUUGUAAAUAUUUAGGCAGAAAUUUAUAUGCAUAUUGACAUAAAACUAAUAGAUGUACUUGUAUAGACAUACAGAUUUGCAUACCGUGUGUUACGCAUACAAACACAUGACAAGUCCUGACUGUUUUGUUCGUAUUGUAACAAAUGUCAGUCAUUUCAGUAUGUAUUUUAUCUGUGUAACAGAUGGGUACCCAAGACUUCGCUGACAGUAUUUUAGCACUGUUCAAAUAUUUGUUCUUUAGGGUAUGCCAUGGUCUUCUGACAUCAAGACAAGUGAGUUAAAUAUGUGGGGUUUGACAUAUUGCUACUUACUGGAGGAAAAAUAUCAAGAAACACUACACUUUGCAAUAAUGAAGUACCCUUUUAGAAUGAACUAUGCUGCUACUGACUUGUGUAUUUAUAAAUAAAAGAAUGAUCCAAUGAA